AUGACGGCCGAACUACCCACGCUACCCGAGCUCUGCGACGCUGUCGUGACGAUCAAGAUCGGCGAGCCGCUGACAGACUGCAGGAUUCGUUUGUUUGUUGACGACACCGCUGCAAUAUGGCCUGCCGACGCUGCUAUCUACGUCAAGUCGACGGUAAAUGCGCGCCAACACGAGUACAAGCGCAAACGCAUUCCUCUCUUCCUGUAUGUCAAUAGGGUAAAAAAGACUAAUCCUAUCCACAGAGCUACUGCAAGUCGCGUUGCGCAAGCUACAAAGAGUAUCAGCGAGCUACUGCAGUCGGAAAAUAGAGAACCGCCAGGACCAGCUUCGGUCGAAUAUUGGGCGAGUGUACAAGCGCGUCAGCCUGACGGAGCCCCAGUUGUACAGUCCGACAAUGAGACGUUUCGACAACUAAACUACGUUGAUAGGCAAGCUGAACAACACCGCGAAGAGCUUUUGGCAGCUACAGCGGAAAGCAACGAACCUACGCGACGCAUCCAUAUCCAUCUAAAUGGAGUUGCCGUACCCAUCGACAUCAAUAUUCAAGAGCUGCGUGAUGUUCUCGGGCUACCCGGAUACGACUUGCGCCCCCCAUUUCGUGCCCGAAUUAUUCCCCCAACGGCAGAGCAACACGACCUUGCUGACGUCGACCAUGAGGAAGAAAAGGACGGCGAAGACGUAGAGAACCACGAGGAAGAUGAAGAAGAAAACAGCGAGCAACACCAAGGUGGAAGACAGCGAAAGCGAAGCCGACGAGAAGUCGAUGCCGAAGAGAAACAAGACGAUGAUAAUCGAGAGCACGACGAAGCUGUAGUUUAG
This is a messenger RNA of Phytophthora sojae, 819 nucleotides long. RefSeq lists its product as hypothetical. Lineage: Eukaryota; Oomycota; Peronosporomycetes; Peronosporales; Peronosporaceae. The coding region runs from base 1 to 819 and encodes 272 amino acids. The record is from RefSeq and is a predicted model, not a curated record. The transcript is spliced from 3 exons.